Megalobrama amblycephala (Wuchang bream) is the source of this 1943-nucleotide messenger RNA. It is a transcript of the gene tecrb, whose product is annotated as trans-2,3-enoyl-CoA reductase b. Bases 132 to 1178 code for a protein of 348 amino acids. Gene Ontology annotation, molecular function: oxidoreductase activity, acting on the CH-CH group of donors. The transcript has 11 exons. NCBI's taxonomy places the organism in Eukaryota, Metazoa, Chordata, Actinopteri, Cypriniformes, Xenocyprididae. The record is from RefSeq and is a predicted model, not a curated record. Gene Ontology annotation, biological process: very long-chain fatty acid biosynthetic process.
UUAUUUCCACAGCUGACAGUAAAGCUCAUGCUUUCCAGAAAGUCCUGCACUCGUUUCUGGAGGUGAGAGAGGGGCUAAGAGAGGAAAGAAGUUUAAAAACUCAGAGAAAGUGGAUAAAUAAAGCAGACAAUAUGGAUGCCUUGGCUUUAGAGGCCACUCAGCCCAAAAAGGCUCAGAACGGGGCCAUGCUGGCAGCACCCGGGUUUCCCACCCCGGCCAAACGCAAACCUGCUAAAAAGACUAAGAAAGCUGUUGUCUUUUUCGAGGUGGAGAUUCUGGACGCCAAGACGAAGGACAAGCUCUGCUUCCUGGACAAGGUUGAGCCCAAUGCCACUAUCGGGGAAAUCAAGUCCAUGUUCCACAAGAGUCACCCUCAGUGGUAUCCGGCCCGACAGUCCAUUCGUUUGGAUCCCAAGGGGAAGUCUUUGAAGGACGAGGACGUGCUGCAGCACCUGCCUGUGGGAACCACUGCAACCUUCUACUUCAGAGACCUGGGAGCCCAGAUCAGCUGGGUCACGGUGUUUCUGACAGAGUACGCCGGCCCUCUGCUGAUUUAUCUGAUGUUUUACUUCCGAGUCCCGUUUAUUUAUGCACCUAAAUAUGACUUCACCACCAGCAAACACUGGGUCGUACAUUUGGCAUGUAUGUGUCAUUCCUUCCACUACGUUAAGAGACUUUUGGAAACAUUGUUCGUCCAUCGCUUCUCGCACGGGACUAUGCCGCUCCGCAACAUCUUCAAGAACUGCACAUACUACUGGGGAUUUGCAGCUUGGAUGGCUUAUUACAUCAAUCACCCGCUGUACACGCCACCCACCUAUGGAGAACAGCAGAUCAGACUGGCCCUCAUCGUGUUCCUGUUCUGUCAGAUUGGAAACUUCUCCAUCCACAUUGCCCUGAGAAAUCUCAGACCACCAGGAUCUAAGACCAGGAAGAUCCCAUACCCGACGAAAAACCCCUUUACCUGGAUCUUCCUGUUGGUCUCUUGCCCCAACUACACUUAUGAGCUGGGAUCGUGGCUGGGCUUCACUCUGAUGACCCAGUGUCUGCCCGUGGCGUUCUUCACCUUGGUGGGCUUCAUUCAGAUGACCGUGUGGGCGAAAGGGAAACACCGCAGCUACCUGAAGGAGUUCCGCGACUAUCCCACGCUCCGCUCUCCCAUCCUUCCCUUCAUCCUGUAGGACAGUCACGCAGUAUUCCUCUCGUCUUUUUAACCUUUCUUCUCUCGUCCUCCUCAUCGUCUCUCUUUUAUACUGCACAUGGUCUGCCUCCAUUCGUUUUACAUCCGGCAUUUGUUCACUGCUCAUCUCUUAAAACGGACUGAUUCUGAAUAAUAAUAAAGUCUACUCAGAUCCAGAACCUCGAAAGCUUCAUUCUAAUGGCUCAAUAUGUUGGAUAUCUUUAUCAUCAUGAAAACUGUCAAAAGCAUGUCCAGAUCAUAAUUAUAUCAAAAUCAAGAAAGUAGUAACUAAUAUUUUGCACCAUAAUUGACAUUAUUUUCAUAAUUAAGCAUGCCAUGAAUUGUGAAAACAUUUUUUGAAGUACAAUUGUAAGUAUACAAAAUCCUUGUCUGGUCAAUGUGAUUUAUUUUGUAUUGUAUUGCUGAAUAUAUAUUGCAUUACAAUUAUGAAAAUUUGAGAAACGAGAAUACUUGUCACAAUACAAAAUCUUUAAUGGGUCAUUUACUUUAUGCAAAAUAUUUUUUUUCCCCCCACACCUGGACGUUUCUUCAUUAGAUUCCUCUCAUCUAGUCAUUUAACAUCUAUAGAAGCUUUGAGGGAAACUGGUCAAACAUGUAUUUACAGUUUUCCCCCCUCUGUAUCAUGUUUGUGCUCCAUUACUGAGAGUCAUUCUGUAUUUUGAGUGCUCUACAUGCUAAUGAUCUCUGAUAUGCACUGACAAUGUGACAGCUGUAACCUCAGUAAAGAUGUUUAGUUCUGCUUUAA